AAUAUAUCCACCCCAAAAUGAAUCGCACUUUAUUCUUGCUUAUGGUUUAAAAUCCUUCUUCACAUUACCAAAAUGGUACAGGGAAAAAACAAAAGAUAAGGAUUAAUUACAAUACCCCCCUUUUGUGCUCAACAACGAGAGAGAGAGAGAGGAUAUGGUCUAGUUGAGAGAGAGAGAGAGAGAGAGAGAGACUGUGUGUGUCUCGAUUGAGGUGGGUUCUUUUUUUUUUUUUUUUUUUUGGAGAUGUCAGGUGGAGGCUGUAGUAUAGUAUGGUUCAGGAGAGAUCUGAGACUCGAGGAUAACCCAGCACUGGCCGCUGGAGUGAGAGCGGGUGCUGUGGUUGCAGUCUUCAUCUGGGCACCCGAGGAGGAAGGCCACUACUACCCAGGAAGGGUUUCAAGGUGGUGGCUUAAGAACAGUUUGGCUCACCUUGAUUCCUCUUUGAGGAGCCUUGGCACUUUUCUUGUCACCAAGAGAUCCACUGACAGUGUUUCCUCUCUUCUUGAGGUUGUCAAGUCGACCGGUGCAACUCAACUCUUCUUCAACCAUUUAUAUGACCCUUUGUCACUUGUUAGGGAUCACCGGGCAAAGGAGGUUUUAAGUGCCCAAGGGAUAGCUGUACGUUCCUUUAAUGCGGAUUUGCUCUAUGAACCGUGGGAUGUUAAUGAUGCUCAUGGCUGCCCGUUCACAACUUUCGCCUCCUUCUGGGAAAGAUGCCUUAGCAUGCCUUAUGACCCGGAGGCACCACUUCUCCCACCUAAGAGGAUAAUUUCAGGUGAUGUAUCAAGGUGCCCAUCAGAUGCAUUAAUUUUUGAAGAUGAAUCAGAGAAGGGAAGCAAUGCACUUCUUGCUCGAGCAUGGUCACCCGGUUGGAGCAAUGCUGAUAAGGCUCUGACUACAUUCAUAAAUGGGCCAUUGCUAGAGUAUUCUAAAAAUCGCAGGAAAGCGGAUAGUGCCACGACCUCAUUCCUCUCUCCCCACCUGCAUUUUGGGGAGGUGAGUGUGCGGAAAGUAUUUCAUCUUGUCCGCAUCAAGCAGGUUCUCUGGGCCAAUGAAGGAAACGAGGCUGGUGAAGAGAGUGUAAACUUAUUUCUGAAGUCUAUCGGUCUUAGAGAAUAUUCAAGAUACUUGAGUUUUAACCAUCCUUACAGCCAUGAAAGGCCUCUUCUUGGACACCUCAAGUACUUCCCUUGGGUCGUGAAUGAAGGUUAUUUUAAGGCAUGGAGACAAGGUAGAACUGGUUAUCCAUUGGUGGAUGCUGGCAUGAGGGAGCUAUGGGCCACUGGAUGGUUGCAUGAUCGGAUACGAGUAGUGGUUUCUAGUUUCUUUGUGAAGGUUCUUCAACUUCCUUGGAGAUGGGGGAUGAAAUACUUUUGGGAUACACUCCUAGAUGCGGAUCUUGAGAGUGAUGCUCUUGGUUGGCAGUAUAUAUCUGGUACUGUCCCUGAUGGCCGUGACUUUGACCGAAUAGAUAAUCCACAGUUUCAGGGUUACAAGUUCGACCCUAAUGGAGAGUAUGUACGACGUUGGCUUCCUGAACUUGCCAGGCUACCAACUGAAUGGAUACACCACCCGUGGAAUGCACCAGAAUCUGUACUCCAAGCUGCUGGAAUUGAGCUGGGAUCAAACUAUCCUCUUCCCAUUGUAGAGAUAGACGCAGCAAAAGCUAGGUUGCAAGAAGCACUAUCAGAGAUGUGGCAGCAAGAAGCAGCAUCAAGAGCUGCUAUUGAAAAUGGAACGGAGGAAGGGCUUGGAGAGUCUGAUUCAACCCCGAUUGCCUUUCCUCAAGAUAUACAAAUGGAGGAAAAUCAUGAACCAGUGAGGAACAACCCCUCUACUACAAUUCGUCGCUACGAGGAUCAGAUGGUCCCGAGCAUGACUUCUUCUUUAGUGAGAGUGGAAGAGGAAGAGCCUUCUUUGGAUCUUCAAAAUUUGGCAGUAGAUAACAGAGGUGAAGUGCCAACCAAUUUAAAUGGAAAUCAAGAAGCAAUGAGGAACACAUUAAACCAACCAGUUCUUCAGACUGUUCGGAGAGACAACCUGGCACAAUUUGGUACUCCAAUAGUGCUCCAGAGUGCCCCUGAAGAUUCCACGGCAGAAUCUUCUAGUAGUAGUAGGCGAGAGAGGGAUGGAGGUGUAGUUCCAGUUUGGUCUCCUUCAACUCCUAGCUACUCAGAGCAGUUUGUGGGUGAUGAAUCAUACUUGCCAAGGCAUCCUCAGUCUCACCAAAUACUUAACUGGAGGCGGCUAUCUCAAACUGGGUAGAACAUCUAUAGACAAGAGGACCAGUAGUUCGGAGGUGGAGAUGAGUGUCAUGCACAACUCUUGGCAAAUGGGAUGUUGAACCGGUAUCCCACAUAUAUCAGGCGCCACCUUUUGGUUUCACCGGACUGACCCAAUCUGCAGCUAGCCGACCUACUUUGGAUACGAGCAGCUCAUCUGGCUGGCCGCUUUCCUUACUUUGUUGUACCAUAUAUGUAGCUAUGCUGUAUAGUAAAUGUUGUAAGGGGAGAAUAGAGUAAUAAUAGGGUUGUGUAGUCCUCCAAUAAACCAGGUUUGUUCUUUCUCAAUUUACUGAUUAGGCUGAUAUUCUAUUCCAAUUUAUGUUUUUGUCA
Molecule: messenger RNA, 2615 nt
Organism: Juglans microcarpa x Juglans regia
Lineage: Eukaryota; Viridiplantae; Streptophyta; Magnoliopsida; Fagales; Juglandaceae
Product: cryptochrome-1
Exons: 5
Coding region: 244-2265 (673 amino acids)
Biological process (GO): blue light signaling pathway; circadian regulation of gene expression; entrainment of circadian clock by photoperiod
Cellular component (GO): cytoplasm; nucleus
Molecular function (GO): DNA binding; blue light photoreceptor activity; FAD binding
Source: RefSeq, a predicted model, not a curated record